CCGCAACGGGAACUUAUAUUGGAUUUGGUUCAGUCCCCUUCUUUCCCUCCAAAACCCAUAACGAUUCAUGUAUGAUAUUCGCUCCUUUUGAUUCAAAAGUUUAAAUCUCUAUCUAUCUAUCUCCCUCCUCUCUCGGCAAUAAUUUACCGCCAAAAAAUGAGGAUCUCCGAGAUCUCCACGCCGGACCUCCGGCAAUCUAACCAACAACCCCAAUCCCAUCACCAUCACUUCCUCUCUCUAAUCGACUCUCUAAUCAAGCAAACUGAAAACUUCUCUCUUGCCAAUCCUUUACCGGAAACAAUCCCUUCCGACCUCCGCCAAAUCCUCACUCAGCUCACUCAACUCGUCCCUUUCCCUAACUCCGUCAACCUCCAAAUAUGGAAGCUCAGCUACCGCCUCUGGAAUGCCUGCGUCGACAUCUCCAAUGCAGCUUCUAUCCGUCCCUCAUCCUCAACAUCAAUCACCGAAAGCAACGCCAUUCUAAGACACGUCGCCGCCGAUAUGCUCUUUCUAGCUGGCGACGUUGUCGGUGUACCAUCUCCGGCCAUCAAGUCUGCUUCCUUCUACCAUAAGACUGGCCUCGUCUGGUAUGAUCUAAGAAAGUUCGAUCUCGCUUCCACUUGCUUUGAAAGAGCCACAGAUAUCGUUUCAAAAAUCGAUAUAACAAGAAUAUCUGAUUGGGGAGAGAGAAAAUUACUGCUGGAUCUGAAUCUCGCGAGAUCUCGGACUGCCUGGGAAGUAUCAGAUAGGAACCUAGCGAUGACUCUACUAAAUCGGGCGAAAAGUAUGCUUUUCGGAUCAUCCGAUCACUACAAAAUGCUAGCCAUUCAAUAUUUAGUAUUUGGCAAGAGCUUAUUAUCGAAGAAUGAUGCCAAUGCUUUCAACCAAGCGUUGAAGCUCUUGAACGAAGCUCUAGAUCUAUGCCAGAAAGGAUGCAGCGCAUCGAGAACACGAGAACAAACGUUGGAGCUCAAGGAAUUGAGAUCCAAAGCACUCCGGUUCAUAUCGGCCGUACAUUUGCAAAAAGGAGAAUACGAGAGUGUGAUUAAAUGCGUUAGGGUUUUGAGAGAAGGCAGUGGUGGUGGUGGUGGUGGUGACAGUGCGGACCACCACGCUAGUCUCCCUGUUUUGGCGAUGAAGGCCUGGUUGGGUUUAGGGAGGCAUGAAGAGGCGGAGAAGGAGCUGAGGGGCAUGGUUGUGAGUAAGGGAAUUCCUGAGGGCGUUUGGGUUUCGGCAGUGGAAGCAUUCUUUGAGGCAGCGGGUACAGCAGGAGCGGAGACCACCAAGGGAUUGUUUCUAGGACUCUUGGGAAGAUGCCACGUAAGCGCCAGCGCAGCAGUUAGGGUGGCUUACAGGUUAAUUGGGGAUUGCGUUGGCGGUGGGGAAGGUUCCAGAGUAAGGGCCAAAGUGGUGUCAGAGCUGGUGUCUGAUGAGAGAGUGGUAGCGCUUUUUGCUGGCGAGGCGGCUGCCAAAGAGAGGAAAGCAAUGCACGCUGUUCUUUGGAAUUGUGCUUCAGAUCAUUUUAGAUCAAAAGAUUACAUGACAAGUGCAGAGUUGUUUGAAAAGUCACUGCUUUAUAUUCCAUAUGACAUAGAGAACAGAAUUCUCCGAGCCAAGGGCUUCAGAGUUUUGUGUCUCUGCUACCUUGCUCGCAAUCAGCUUGAUAGGGCCCAAGAAUACAUCAAUGAGGCUGAAACGCUUGAACCCAACACUGCCAGUGCUUUUCUUAAGUUCAAGAUCUAUUUGCAGAAAAACAACCACAGCGGGGCUAUCAAUCAGAUCCAAGAAAUGAAAGCUUGCCUGGAUUUCACACCAGACUUUCUUUCCCUCUCAGCCCAUGAAGCUAUUGCUUGCCAUGCUCCUUCCAUUGCUGUUGCCUCUUUAUCCAGUCUCCUGAAUUUCUAUACCUCAGGAAAGCCCAUGCCAUCCACAGAAGUUGAAGUGUUACGAACUUUAGUCACAAUCCUCAAUACGGACCCUGGCAAUGAAUCAGAAGUCCUCAAGUUCAUGAAAUGGGCUCAUGCCAGAGUAUCUGAGCUUGGGAGUGAAAGCUUUUUGGGAAAAGGUGAAGUUGGCAGACAAGAACAAAAGUGGUUUGCAGUGACUUCAUGGAAUUUUGGGAUAAAAUGUGGGAAGGAGAAGAACUAUGAAUUAUGUGCAGAAUUUUUAAGAUUGAUAUCAGAAUUCUAUGCUGGUCUUAAGGAUGAGCAAGAUAAAGAAAACGGAUUUAUGGUUUGUAAAUCAUUGAUAUUGACUGUAUCUGCCAUCAUAGCUUCGGAGAAUCAAAAGAAGGUUGCAUUGGAGGACUCCGAAGUGAAACACGCUGCUGAACUGCUAGAUAAAGCAGGGAAGAUGCUAACGUCAAUCUCAAUGGAAGCUCAAUUUAAUGAUGAUAGAAUUACUGCAAUUGAGCCGGAGUUUUUCUUCAUUCACACUUUCUGUGCCUAUGAUAUAUGUGGACGAAUCGAUAAUUUAGGGUCCCAACAACAACUCCACAUUGUAAAGAGUUUUGCCAGCUCAAAGGCCUGCAAUCCAAAGUACCUUCUCCAAAUUGGUCUCAAUGCCUCUCGAGGUCCACGAUCUAACCCUGAGGUAGCAACCUUUGCUCUAAAUGAGUGCCUUUCAGCCCUUCUUUCAUCACCGUCACCGGACUAUCAAGAUGUUGCUCUUAUAGUUCGAACACUGAUUGUUGUAGCAAGCAUUCACAAAGGUGAUUCAGAUGAUGAUGCUGUGCAUGUCAUGUACAAGCAAGCAUACCGCAUAAUGGUUGGAUUGAAAGAUGGUGAGUAUCCCAUAGAGGAAGGAAAAUGGCUUGCAAUGACCGCAUGGAAUCGAGCAGCGGUGCCCGUGAGGCUGGGGUUGGUUGAUGCAGCAAAGAAAUGGAUGAACAUUGGCUUGGAGCUUACAAGAAAGGUUUUAGGAAUGGAGACUUACAGGGCGUGCAUGGAGGAUUUUGUUGCUGAUUUUGAAAAGAGAUUUCAAUUGCAGAAUAAUGGUUAAAGCAUUUGCCUAA
Hevea brasiliensis (rubber tree) is the source of this 3013-nucleotide messenger RNA. RefSeq names its product TPR repeat-containing protein ZIP4. Bases 157 to 3000 code for a protein of 947 amino acids. Gene Ontology annotation, biological process: regulation of synaptonemal complex assembly; meiotic cell cycle. The transcript is spliced from 5 exons. Gene Ontology annotation, molecular function: protein binding. Lineage: Eukaryota; Viridiplantae; Streptophyta; Magnoliopsida; Malpighiales; Euphorbiaceae. The record is from RefSeq and is a predicted model, not a curated record.